Molecule: messenger RNA, 2011 nt
Organism: Xenia sp. Carnegie-2017
Lineage: Eukaryota; Metazoa; Cnidaria; Anthozoa; Malacalcyonacea; Xeniidae
Product: tryptophan--tRNA ligase, cytoplasmic-like
Exons: 8
Coding region: 804-1574 (256 amino acids)
Biological process (GO): tryptophanyl-tRNA aminoacylation
Cellular component (GO): cytoplasm
Molecular function (GO): ATP binding; tryptophan-tRNA ligase activity
Source: RefSeq, a predicted model, not a curated record
UGGGGACUUACUCAUACAUGUAGACAUGGCAUUUUGGAGCCGGUGGAACUUAGAAGAAGAGUUUGUCGGAUAUAUGUUGUUUUUAUUGUGCAAAUGCUUCUUCCGCAAUUGAUGCCCCUUAGAGUUUACUCCAAUUAACUGGUCCAAGGUAUUCAAAGAAUAAACUCGCAAAAUAGCAGGAGAACUAAGACAUGUCAGUGCAGUACCCUAGAAAGAAAGUAUCAAUAAUAGCUAUUUAAAGUACAGUGGUUAACAGCAUGUAGGAAUUAUGAUUUAAAAUAAAUGUUGCUCCAUUGAAUUUGCUUUCAUAACCACUGUGGUUCUUUGUUUCUACCACUUGACCAAUUUGACAAGAUAGAAAAAAAAGGAUUUUCAGGAUUUUUAUGAACCAGUCAGUCAAUCAUAUUUGAUUAUAAUCGCAAAGUUGUUGACAUGCGCAUAGCUAGAUACUUGUAAUAGUAAUAAGCUCAUUUGAUCUUACUUACACGAAGUAAAGAAAAGUACUGGUGGAAUAAAAAAAAUAUAAAAAGAAUGAUAAUUAAUAAGAAGAUUCGUUUCAAUGCAUGUAGCUCUCAGACCGCUUUCUCGCUUAAAUAAGUAUUGCAAAUUAAUAAAAACUCGUUGUCAAAACUGGUGUGUAAGCUUUAAUUGUUUAAACAUGUCCGAAAGCAAGUCAGAGAGCAAGCAAGAGCCUGAAACAACUCAAGUCAAAGACGAACAAGUCGUGAACAUCGAAACAGUCAUUGCAACAGAUAACAAAGGAAUUGAUUAUGAUAAACUGAUUAAACAAUUUGGCAGUCAGUAUGUUGAACAGAGCCAUAUUGAACACAUUUCAAAACUUAGUGGUAAACCUGCACAUCAUUUUUAAAGCGUGGUAUAUUUUUUCUCAAAGAGAUUUGAAAAUGAUUCUUGAUGCAGUUGAAGCAAAGAAAAAGUUCUAUCUUUACACAGGAAGAGGGCCUUCUUCAGAAACAAUGCAUUUAGGCCAUUUGAUCCCUUUCAUUUUCACAAAAUACAUGCAAGAUGCGUUUGAUGUACCUUUGGUCAUUCAACUAACGGACGACGAAAAGUUCUAUUGGAAAAAUUUGAAACUUGAAGAAGCAAAUCGGUUGGCAUAUGAGAACACUAAAGAUAUCAUUGCAUGUGGAUUUGAUGUAAACAAGACUUUCAUAUUUUCUGAUUUGGAUUUUGCAGGUAGUUGCAAGGAAUUUCACAAGAACGUACUUAAGAUCAGGAAGAGUGUUACAUUCAACCAAGUAAGGUCGAUUUUUGGAUUCACAGACAGCGAUCCAAUUGGUAAGAUAUCGUUUCCAGCCGUUCAGGCAGCACCAUCAUUUAGUAAUUCAUUUCCACAAAUAUUUGGUGAGAGACACGACGUGCCAUGUCUCAUACCAUGUGCCAUCGACCAGGAUCCUUAUUUCCGUAUGACACGUGAUGUCGCUCCAAGGUUGGGUUAUCUCAAACCAGCCCUACUUCAUUCCACCUUCUUUCCCGCGUUACAAGGAGCAAAGACGAAGAUGAGCUCCAGCGACCCUAACUCCUCCAUCUUUCUGACUGAUACACGGCUCAGAUAAAGAAAAAGAUCAACAAGUACGCAUUUUCUGGUGGUAAAGACAACAUUGAAGAACAUCGUAAAUACGGCGGAGAUAUUGAUGUAGAUAUAGCUUAUCGAUAUCUCACAUUUUUCUUAGAAGAUGAGGAGAAAUUACAACAAAUAAAAAAGGACUAUACUAGUGGUAAAAUGUUGAGCGGUGAAAUAAAGAAGGAAUUGAUAUCUGUAAUACAACCAAUCGUGGCAGCUCAUCAGGAGCGAAGGAAACUGGUCACUCCAGAAAUAGUGAAACAGUUUAUGACCCCGAGAAAGUUGAAUUUUUAAAAUUAGACAAAAUCCAAGAUAUAGUAUUUGAUGUACACUUGGAAAAAUAUUGUAUUCUUAUCAAGUAAGAAAACUCCAAAGGGAAUGUCAACCCAAGGGAAAUUAAUUUUCUUCAUCUGAAACCUCAUCAAUCAA